Patella vulgata (common limpet) is the source of this 3578-nucleotide messenger RNA. RefSeq lists its product as uncharacterized. The transcript is spliced from 8 exons. Bases 722 to 1807 code for a protein of 361 amino acids. The record is from RefSeq and is a predicted model, not a curated record. NCBI's taxonomy places the organism in Eukaryota, Metazoa, Mollusca, Gastropoda, Patellidae.
UUGUGGGGUUUACGCUUACAGGUGUUUACGCUUCAUAUGGAACAGAUGCGCGUGUGACUUGUGGGGUUUACGCUUACAGGUGUUUAUGUUUCAUAUCGAACAGAUUCACGUGUGAUAUAGUGUUACAGGUGGUAAAAUAGAAUGUAUUUUACAAUUUUUUGUGUAUAUUAAGUUUUGAUGUUUUUAGUACAGCACAUGUUAGUAAGCACCUUUAAACCCCCACUUUAAGAUUUUACAUUUCUUCUGUCAGUUUCUUUAAGCUGUUGUUACUUUAAUAAUAGUGAGUACAUUUAACUGAGUUUCAUUGUGUCUUGGUCAUGUGAUGUAUUUGUUGGUAGAUACAUUCAGUUGUUAACCAUCUUUGUUUCAAAGAGGAGCUCUAACAAAGUAGUGUCUAAGUUUAGUUUUUGGAGAUUAAUUUCUGUAAAGUUUUUGUAAAGAAUUGCAGUUAUUUACCAGGUUGUUAGAUUGAUUACAUUUAGCUAAUCUAAGUAUUUAAAACCACACAUCGGGGUUUUUAUUACUUGCCUGGUUUAUGCUAUAAUAAAGAUUUGAACCCGUUCUGGAUUGUUUGUUUCAACGACCCCCAGACCCCUCUACAACAAUAGUGUUUAUAAACUUGUAGUGUUUACGCAUCAAAUCGAACAGAUUCACGUGUAAUAUACCAUACUGUUUAAUUAUCCGUAUACAUUUGUAAAUUAAAUACCGGACCGGUGUAACUAUGGUAAUCAAGAUAUGGUACUUUCUACUCGUGUAUAUUUCGGUGUGGAAUGAUGUUGAAGGCGGAUACCAAUCCUGUAAAAGACAAAUUGUUCCAAAUGUAAACGUUUGUAGCAGUAAAUCCCUGAGCGGAAGUACAGUGUAUUUAUCUAGUACUAUCGUUGAAAAUAAUGGACUUGAUGGAAACGCUCCAGGUUGUAGAUGUACUCUACAUUCAACAGGCCAACAACAACAGACUAUAACUAUGGCGAUAUCACCAGUAAAUGAGCACCCUUAUGGAUGUCAAUUUCAACUUGAUCUUGAACAUAAAAACAAAACUGGGGAAUUUUCCUGUGGUAUAUAUGGUCACGAUACCUAUAAUAUAGUCCCAGGAGAUGUUAUAAACAUGGAGUUGCAACCAGGUGUAAAACGAAAGGGACAAGGUGGAUUUGCUUUUUGUUUAAAGAUCAGCACUACGCAUGAUUCUGGAGUUACACUAGCAUGCAACGACGCUAUAACAACUGAUAGGCCUGCCAGUACAUCUUCCACCAGUGAGCUUCCUACCACUACACCAACAUCUUCCACCAGUGAAGUUCCUAGCACUGCAAUUACAUCAACAUCUUCCACCAGUGAGAUUCCUACCACUACACCAACAAGAAAUACAUCAACAUCUUCCACCAGUGAGCUUCCUUCCACUAUAAACCCAUCAACAUCUUCCACCAAUGAGCUUCCUACCACUAGAAAGCUAUAUGGUAUAGUAGGUGGAAGUGUUACUGGGGUGGUUAUUAUAGUAAUAAUUAUUACACUAGUCUGCUUUAUCAGGAAAAGAAAGAUAAAGAAUCGUGAGAAAGAAACCGUGAAUAUUACCAACACUAGCCAUUCACAACCUGGUCAUACGGAUGAUGUACAACAGUAUGAAACGCUUAAUAACCCGCAGGCUGACAACGAAUCGGAAUACGUAGAACUCAAUAAUAUUACCAAUACUAACAAUUUACAAACAACGAGUCAUACGGAUGCUGUACAGCAAUAUGAAACUGUUAAUUAUCCACAGGCUGACAAGGAAUCGGUAUACACAGAACUAAACAAUAUAUAUUACAAUAUAUCUUAAUAUAUUACGAAAAGGGAGGGAAAUAAUCUGAAUUCAUAUUUGUUCGUUAACCCGGACAGGAAGGAAUUCUACUUGAACUUAAAGUAGCUAAGUCUCUAAGUCAAUAUCAUCCAAAAUCUUCUACAUUGAAAACACGAUUUAUUUGUCGGUUUAAAUCAACAUUGAUGUUGUGAUCUUAACGGGAAAAGAUGGCCUUCUGAUAUCCAAUAUUUAUAGACAAAAUAAACAUUCUACAAUUGGUACACGAAUCGUGUUCCAUAAUGCGUUUCAGUGCUGUUUGUAAUAAGGGACUCGAAAAACGAAGCUAGGCAUAUUCCACAAUAAAUACUAUCGGCGUAGACUGGAAUAACCAGACGCUAGAGAUUGAAAUUCGAUUGAGAAUACUGGCGUAUUUCGCCGAACCUAACUGAUUAGAAAUUACAGCAAAAACAGAAACGAUUCAAUAUAAAUCAAUUUAUAUACAUUCAUAUUACAUUAUUGUAUGCGUUGCGACCCAUUUGUGUCAAUUUCUAGGUCCCAAAUAUUAGCGACUUGGCUCCUUUAAUUUACCAAUCCCUAGACAGUGGAGGACGUAGAUACUUUCUACAUUAAAAUUUCCUUUACUGAAGUGCCCACAGGCACGUGAAGGGAUUAAACUUGAACUUAAACUACCAAGCCCCUGGACGUGGGAUAUUGAAACUUUCUAUAUUAAAAUGUCCUUUACUAAAGUGCCCUAUAUUAAAGUGUUCCACGUUAACGUUACUGACAUUAAAGUUUGUUAUAUUAAAGUUUGUUAUAUUAAAGUUUGCUACAUUAAAGUUUUCUAUAUCAAAGUGGCCUAUAUUAAAGCUUGCUGUAUUAAAGUUGUUUCUGUAUUAAAAUUGGAUAUAUUAAAGUUGCUUAUAUUAAAGUUUGCUAUAUUAAAGUUGCUUAUAUUAAAGUUUGCUAUAUUAAAAUUUUCUAUAUUAGAGUUAUUGAAUUUUGCUAUAUUAAAGUUUGCCACAUUAACGUUUGCCAUAUUUAAGUUUCCUAUAUCAAAGUGGCCUAUAUUAAUGUUGACUAUAUUAAAGAUUUAUGUAUUAAAGUUCGCCAUAUUGCGUUUUGUUAUAUUAACGUUUGCUACAUUUGCUAUAUUAAAGUUAUAUAUUACCUUAAUUAAAGUUGAUUAUAUCAAGAUUUUCUAAAACACCGUUUGCCCCAUUAACGAUUAGACUUUAUUUUGCUACCUAACUUAAAGGGACAAUAACACUCUUGCUGGCUUGAAAGCUCCAGAAAAUAAAUAAUAUCUCUAUCUAAGUACUAGAUGUGUUAGUGUCCCACCUGUUGUGUAAAUUAUCCAUUAAAUCCUAUUUUACUUGUCCAGAGGGUUCGAAAAUAUUUUUAAAUCGCAGUUUCAUUUGAAAAGGUUUACGUUAGACGUUUCAAACCAUUAUGUUGAAUUUUUCAAAAAUUUUAAAUAAGGUGUGUUAAGAUGAAAUUUGUAUCAUCAAUUAAUUGGAAUAUUGUAAAAUAGUGGAAUUUGUUGACUAGAAUAAAGAUUGGGACAUAUUAUUCAGUUACAACAAGAGUGGUAUUGAGCCUUUAACAGUUUAUUCCCGAUUAAGCUAUGAAUUUUGAGACAGCUUCAUGAUUCUCAUAUGACGUAUUCCGAGGGUAAAAGCGUACAUUUUGCAAGGUAUAUUGAAGUUUGACAUCUUCCAUUAAAAUUCUUACUGGAAUUCGUUUUUCUUCCAACUUAUUGCACACAGUGAUGACAUGAUUAACGGUUAUCAUCUUCCAUUACAGGAAGAUG